GAUGACGUAGACCACCAGUGUUUUCCCUGGUUCUUCGUGUAAUGGCGCCGGUCAUCGAAGAAUGUAGGAGAGACUGAAAUAUUGAUCGCGUGUCGUGGAUAUUUCGGCUCCGAUUCGACAGGGUAGCCUGUCAGGAUUUUAAUAAUACCCAUCAUAUUUUGCUCCCAUCAAGUUAUUUUCGCCGGUUGAAGUUGUUUGAAGAUAGACCUCAGACCCGAUGUAUCCGUCAUGGGGUCGGUAUGGUGGGGGAGGGGCACACCUUCCGUAUUAUGGCGGAGCCGCUCAGCCUCCACUACCACCAGGGCCCCGUGUGCCGGCUCCGGGCAUGGUGGUUGGCGUUGGCUCCACCCUGAGCCCUACCACCGUACCCCCGCCCGUCUCCGGGGCCGGUUUAGCGUCCAACUUCCAGACCCUCCGGCAACAGCACCUUCAGCAGAUGCAGCAGCUGCAACAAAUGCACCAGCAGCAGUUACAGUCAGUGCUGCAGCAUCCUGCCCAUCAAAACCUUCCACCUCCGUCCAUACCGCCACCACCAUUGCCGCCUCAUCUACAGCAACCUCCACCACCUCAAAAUCUCUGGGACACCAGCAAUACCCAAAACCAACUAACUCAGACUAACCAACCCACUCAACAACAUCCAGAUUUCUCCUCCGUGGCUUUACAGUCAGCCACUGCGAGUACUCUGACAACACCUGGUGACAAGAAGUCCAGUGAUUUUUCCAAAGCGAUAAAUGGCUCCUAUCAGCAGCAGCAGUAUUGGUAUCAGCAGCACAUGCAAAACCUACAGAAGCAUGGGAACAAACAGUAUGGAGGACAGCAUGAACAGAACCAGAGUGAUGAAAUGAAUGAGAGCAGUGAAUCUGUGCAACAGAAAGCAGACGAGGCCAAAACUCCUUACACUACUCAGCCACCAUUGCCACCAGCUCCACCUUAUGAGGCUCCCAAAACACAACCACCACCUCCACCACCCAAAGAGGAGAUACCGCCCCCACCACCACCUGAAGAAGCAAAGCCUACUAUCCAACCUCCAGAGAAUCCAGAGGAAGCAGAAAGAUUGAAAAUGUUGCAGGCAGCUGCAGCUCAAUGGCAGCAACAGCGCAUAGAAUAUCAGCAGCAGAACAUGAUGCAACAACAUAAUCAACUACAGCAACUCCUGCAACAGUACCAACAGUUGAUGCAGCAAAUACAGCACAUACAGUCACUGCCUCUGGAGAUGCAGAUGAGGCACUUAGAAAUGCAGCAGCAACAGUUUAUUCCUCUGUAUCAAGAAUGGCAGCGACAGUUCCAGAUCUGGAAGGCACAGCUCCAAGCAUAUCCGAAUAAAGAUCAGCUCCAACAGUAUGAAACUCAGUGGAACCAGUGGCAAGAGCAAAUGAUAUCAACAAAUCAUCAUUUCCAGGAAAGAAUGGAUGCUCUCAGAAAUGUUCAACAGCAGUACAUGAACAGUCAAUCCCAGAGUUAUUUGGGAAAUACAUCAAGCAGUCUGAUGUCUCAGGCUGCACCAAUGCCACCCAUGGGAUUGCCUCCGACACCACCAAUUGCUGGUUCUUCUGUAGUUUCAACACAAGGAACAGCAACCUCACCAGCAGACCCAGCUUCUUCAGAACCAGAAAGCUCACCUGUUUCCAGGGCACUUCCGGUGGUGUCUCAGGCCCCACCAUCAUUAUCUCAAACUCCUUUGCCAGUGACUCAGGCACCUCCACCAAUGACAAUGGUACCCCCACCAAUAACUGUGCCACCUCCACCAUUGACUAUGCCACCUCCGCUUAUGAAUAUACCUCCUCCACCAAUAAAUCUGGCCCCUCCGCCGGUCUCUCUGGCCCCUCCGCCGGUCUCUCUGGCCCCUCCGCCGGUCUCUCUGGCCCCUCCACUGGUGACUCAGGCCCCACUGCCAGUUUCCCAAGGUCUGCCAUCAGCAUAUCAGGCUGCUACCCCAGUUUCUCAGAACGCUACAGCUAUCACAGAACAGAAGAGACCUUUAAUUCCUGCACCACAUGCUGAAGUAAAAGCAUCAUCUUCAAGUUCAAAUAUUCAUAAUAGUCGAUUUGCGACAUCUGGGAUUAAGUCAUCUGAGCUAUUGCAAACUGGAGACCACAGGAUGUCAAGGUUCGAUGGACCACAUGGCAGAGGAAUGCAAAAAUUUGAAGGACCAGGAGCAAAGGGAAGUUUUCAUUCACGUUUUGAUUUAAGGUGCUCUCGAUUUCAAGGCCACCAAUUUGAAGUAUCCCAGACAAGAUUCGAAGGACAGGCUUCAGGCCAGCAUGUUGAGGGUGAGACUGCAAACCAGCACACUGAGAAUAAGCCUGCAGUUCCAGUUGUUGAGAGUGAACUUGUAAGUCAGUUUGUCAAGGAUUCAGCUAUGGGUCAGCAAGUUGAUGAUGAAGUCCCGAGUCACCACCAUGAAGCUGAGGCUUUGAGUCUGGUUCCCAGUCUUGAAAAGCAGCCUCCUGGUAAUCGUUUUGAAAAGCAGCCUCCAGGCAAUCGUUUUGAAAAGCAGCCUCCUGGCAGUUGCAUUGAGAAACAGAGUUCUGGUACUCCCAUUGAAAAUAAGGCUCCCAAUAAUCGAUUUGAGAAACUCGAUCCUGGUGAUCUUACUGAGAAAGAGGGUCAAGAGAAGGAGGGCCUGAGCAGUCGCAUUGAGAAGCAGUGCCCUGGUACUGGCCCUGAGAAGGAGGGUCCCGGCAAUCGCCCUGAGAAGGAGGGUCCCAGCAGCCAUCUUGAGAAGGGGAAUCCCAGCAGCCACCUUGAGAAGGGGGUGGACAGUCAAGUUGAGAAGGAAGGCCUGGGUCCAGGUGGUCAUGUCAAAACGCAGGACCUGGCAACUUGUGUUGAGAAACAAGAUAGUCGCUUUGAGGAGCAGAUGCCUGGUAUUCGCCUAGAUGAACAGGGUUCAGAUAAUUCCCUUACGAAGCAGAGUCCCAGUAAUUGCUGUGAGGUGCAGAGCCAUAGCAACAGUAAUCACACUGAAAACCAGGAUGCAGAUAGCUGCUUCGAGAAGCAGGUUACUGGUAUUGGUGUUGAGCCACAAGGAUCAGUUAAUCGUUUUGAUAAACCGAGUCCAAGUAAUCGCAUUGAGGCCCAGGAUGGUCUCAUUGACUCGCAAGACCUCAGCAAUCGUUUUGUGAGCCAGGGACGAGCAAAUCAAAAUGAAGAUCAGAUUCUUGAAGGCCUGGACAGCAAUCGCACUGAUGGCCCAGGGAGCAAUCGUUCUGAUGGCCCGGGCAGCAAUCGCUGUGAUGGCCCUGGGAGCAAUCGCUUUGACGGCCGGGGGAGCAAUCGCUUUGACGGCCCGGGGAGUAAGCGCUUUGACGGCCCAGGCAGCAAUCGCUUUGACGGCCCGGGGAGUAAGCGCUUUGACGGCCCGGGGAGCAAUCGCUUUGACGGCCCGGGGAGCAAUCGCUUUGCCGGCCCGGGGAACAAUCGCUUUGACGGCCCGGGGAGCAAUCGCUUUGACGGCCCGGGGAGCAAUCGCUUUGACGGCCCGGGGAGCAAUCGCUUUGACGGCCCGGGGAGCAAUCGCUUUGACGACCCGGGGAACAAUCGCUUUGACGGCCCGGGGAACAAUCGCUUUGACGGCCCGGGGAACAAUCGCUUUGACGACCCGGGGAACAGUCGCUUUGACGGCCCGGGGAGCAAUCGUUUUGACGGCCCGGGGAGCAAUCGCUUUGACGGCCCGGGGAGCAAUCGCUUUGACGGCCCGGGGAGCAAUCGCUUUGCCGGCCCGGGGAACAAUCGCUUUGACGGCCCGGGGAGCAAUCGCUUUGACGGCCCGGGGAGCAAUCGCUUUGACGGCCCGGGGAGCAAUCGCUUUGACGGCCCGGGGAGCAAUCGCUUUGACGGCCCGGGGAGCAAUCGCUUUGACGGCCCGGGGAGCAAUCGCUUUGACGGCCCGGGGAGCAACCGCUUUGACGGCCAGGGGAGCAACCGCUUUGACGGCCAGGGGAGCAACCGCUUUGACGGCCAGGGGAGCAAUCGCUUUGACGGCCCGGGGAGCAAACGCUUUGAUGGCCAAGGGAGCAGUCGCUUUGAUAGUGCAGGGCACAGGGGUCACUUUGAGGGCCCAGGCCCAGGAGGUUGUUUUGACGGUCCAGGCCCCGAGGGUCACUUUGAGGGGCCUAGACCUGGGGUGCCCUUUGAUGGUCCAGGAUCCAGGGGCCGCUUUGAGGGGCCUGGGCUGGGGAAUCGCUUUGAGAGCCAGGGAUCCAGGAAUCACUUUGAGGGUCAGGGUCCCGAGAGAUACUUUGAGGGCCAGGGACCUGGGAAUCGCUUUGGGGGCCAGGGUCCCAGGGAUCGGUUUGGGGGGCAGGGACCGGGAGGCUGCUUUGAAGGCCAGGGCCCUGGGGGUCGCUUUGGGAGCCAGGGUCCCGGAGAUCACUUUGGGGGCCAGGGUCCCGGAGAUCGCUUUGGGGGCCAGGGACCCGGAGAUCGCUUUGGGGGCCAGGGACCAGGAGGCUGCUUUGAGGGUCAGGACCCUGGGGGUCACUUUGAGGGCCAUGGUCCUGGAGGCCAGUUUGAGGGCCCAGGCCGUGGGGGUCGUUUUGAGGGCCCAGGCCGCGGGGGUCGUUUUGAGGGCCCAGGUCGCGGGGGCCGCUUUGACAGCCCUGGCCGCGGGGGUCGCUUUGAGGGCCAGGGAGCAUUCAAGGGUCGCUUUGAUGGCCAGGGGGCCUCUGGGGGUCGCUUUGACAGUCAUGGGGGCCCUGGAGAUCAUUUUGAGGGUCAGGGACCUGGAGGCAAUUUUGAGGGUCAGGGCCCAGUUGAUGCUUUUGAAGGCCAGGGACCUGGGGGUCGUUUUGAGGGCCAGAGCCGGGGAGGUCGCUUUGAUGGCCAGGGCCGGGGAGGUCGCUUUGAUGGCCAGGGCCGAGGGGGUCAUAUUGAGGGCCGGGGCCGCGGGGGUCGCUUUGAGGGCCAGGGCCGAGGGGGUCGUUAUGAAGGCCCUGGCCGGGGAGGUCGCUUUGAUGGCCAGGGCCGGGGGGGUCGCUUUGAUGGCCAAGGCCGGGGAGGUCGCUUUGAGGGUCAGGGCCGGGGAGGUCAUUUUGAGGGCAGGGGUUCAAGUGUUCAUUUUGAAGGCCAAGGUCCUGGAGGGCAUUUUGAGGGGCCAAGUCAGGGAAGACACUUUGAAGAACAGGGUCAAAUGACCCGUUUUGAAGGCCAGGAACGUGGCGGUCGCUUUGAUAACCUGCAUCCAACGGCUCAUUUUGAAGAGCACUCAGCUAGUCAUGGGCAACAUGUUGAUGGUUAUAAAACAACAUCGCAUUUUGACAGCCAGGGACAGUCUUUUGAAGGUCCUGGUGCUUCUGAGUGGUUUGAGCAUUCAGGUCAAGGGCAGCACAUUGAAAGCCAGGGACAAGGGCAACGUCUUGAAGCCUCUGGUGCAAAGUUUCAUAGUUCACGGUUUGACAGCCCAAAGGGACCAAGAUUAACUGGGCCCCGUGGGCAUUUCCCCACUGGACCAUGUGUAUCUGGUUCAAGACCCAAAGGCCUUCAAGUCAGAACUGAACAAAUGGGACAAAGUUUAAAAGGGCCCCAGUCUUCUCAUCCAUCAUUAGAACAAGGUGAGGAUCAAACAAAACGAGCUGGAGUCCAGGAGCAAGAGACAGUAGCUGUAUGCAAAGAUGUAAAACAAAAUGCUGAUAAAGUAUCACCAGCUUCAGUGGAACAUAAAGAUGAAAAAAAUCUUUCCCAUACACCAUUGGCUGCUACAAGUCAUAAAAAUUCAGAUUCAUCUGGAACUAAAGAUUUGACACAAAGUGUUGAUUCAUCUAAAUCACAUGAAAUUCAGAAGAAAGCAGACAAUUCUGAGUUAGCAACUUCUUCAGUUAUUGUCACUCAGGACCAAAAAGAUCCAGUUGUGCAAAAUGUACCUAAAACACUGCCUUCCAAUUCAUCAGCUGCCGCAAAGGCUGUAUCUGAGAAAUCAGAGCCCAAAAAUGUAGAUACCAACAAAAGGUUUGAAUCUGUACCAUUGCAUCCAAAUAAUGAUCGAGCAAAAGGCCUAGAGCAUCGGCAACACAUUGGCAAAGAUUAUUCCUCUAUCCGUAAAAAUGAUGUUGACAGUAAUAAAGAUGUUCCAGAAAUAAGACCAUUGCUACAUCACAGGAUAGACAUUCAGGGACAUUGGCAUCAGGAGGAAGGUAGAUCUUUGGAUGAUCAUUUCUCUGGACCAAGGGGAGGUCCAGCUUUUGAAAGAGAGAGAACUCUAUCUUGGGAAAGGGGAAAUUGGACUGACACUGGCUCAGAUUUUUGGGAUGAAAGAGAUCCAUUUAGAAGAGAGGAGUGCUCACUUCUUCGGCGACCACCUCUGCCUCAUGAAAUUUUAGACAGAAGGGAAAUUCGAGCUCCACAUCAAAUUGAAGGGUUUGACAGAGGCUUUGACAGAGAAUUUGACAGGAGUGGAAGGUCACGUGAACAUGGUUUUAACAGAGACAAUGAACAUGAUAGAGAAUACUUCCACAGACGAGAAGAAUGGGACCUUCGUGGUUCUGGAAGGGACUUUUCUCCUUUACACCCACGGCCAGAUAGAUGGAGAGAGGAGCAGUGGAGGGAUGAAAAGGAACGGAGCUACCAUCAUGACCAAGAACGGGAAAUGUGGGGUCAGGACUAUGCAGAGAGGCCAGACUGGAGAAGGGAUGAACGUGAUUUUCCUCCAGAAAGGCUUGGAUGGCAGAGAGAACAGAUGGAUGAAAGAAGAUAUCCAGACACAGACAACAGGCGGUUACCUUUUGACAGUUUGCGUGAGAUGCCAUCACAGACUGGUCCUGUUCGUGCACCUGUUCUACCUGAACAGCCACCAGUGCCUUUCUCUGAAAAACCUAUGGUAGACCAAACACCCGGCGGACAAAAUAUUGUUGCAUUGUCAGAAAGAGAACAUGAAAUCAUCUUAAAAGCAGCGCAAGAAUUAAAAUUAUUACGUGAGCUACAGGAGAUUGAGCGAGUACCUCUUCUACCUAGCAAAACAGAUUCAGCAGGAAUUACUCCUGUAAUUCAAGAUUAUCAGAAUAGUAAAACUGGUCAAGACUUCUAUAAGGAUAUGUCAAGUAAUGAAAGUUCUUUACUUGGCCCUGUGCCACCUGAAAAUCCCAUCCAGUCCGAACGUUGGGACACAGAUACAUUCCAUGGUUUGUGGGACUCAGGAACUGAACCCAAAAAUCCUGACUCCAAUUAUGCUUACAGUGAAGCUUCAUCAGUCUCUACCACUCCACUGAACAAACAACCACCUAUUCAGAAAACUGUUGAUUAUGGACAUGGGCGUGAGGUUGGAGGUGGAAGAAUUGAACAGAUCCCUUAUGGAGAACGCGUUUCACUUGGCCCUGAGCCAAUACGAGAACGGAUGUAUGAUAAAGAUUCUCUUGGUCCUCGAGAUCGUUAUGGGGAACGAGAUCAAUUUUUGGAAAGAAGAGAUUCAUUCUUGGAUCGGAGAGACUAUGAUAGAGAGCGUGACCUAUACAGGGACAGGUCAAUGGGAGAUUAUGAGAGGGAAGGAUUUGAGCGUGAGCGAUUUGGGCGUGAGGAUAGAAUGUCUCAUGGCCCACCCACUCGUUCAAGUGGAUAUCACAACUAUCCAGACAGUAAGGAUCACUUCAAUCGAGGGGGAUUUGACAGACCACAGUUUGAUCGCUUAUCUGAUCGACCACCAUUUGAUCACCCACCUGGUGGUUUUGGAGGGGAAAGACGAGGAUACUCUGACGAACGGAUUCCACCUUCGGCCCCACAUCCAUCACAUCCUCCUCCACGUGUUGAAAAGAAACCAGAAAGUAAAAAUGUUGAUGAUAUUCUAAAAAUGCCUGGCAGGCAGAGCCGGCCUGACAGGAUUGUAGUUAUUAUGCGAGGACUCCCUGGAAGUGGGAAGACACAUGUUGCUAAACUCAUUCGUGAUAAGGAGGUGGAGUAUGGAGGAGCUGCGCCACGCGUUCUCAGCCUGGAUGAUUACUUCAUGACUGAGGUGGAAAAAGUAGUCAAAGACCCAGACAGUGGCAAGCGAAUCAAAAAGAAGGUCCUAGAGUAUGAAUAUGAGCCAGAAAUGGAGGACACAUACAGAAGCAGCAUGUUCAAAACAUUCCGGAAAACACUAGAUGAUGGCUUUUUCCCCUUCAUCAUUGUCGAUGCCAUCAACAACAGGGUCAAACAUUUUGAGCAGUUAUGGAGUGCAGCCAAAACUAAAGGCUUUGAGGUUUAUAUUGCAGAAAUGAGUGCAGAUAAUCAAACCUGUGCCAAGAGGAACAUUCAUGGACGUAAACUAAAGGAAAUCAACAAGAUGGCUGAACAUUGGGAUUCAACUCCCCGCCACAUGUUACGUUUAGACGUCAGAUCACUGCUCCAAGAUGCUGCAAUUGAAGAAGUUGAAAUGGAGGAUUUUGAUCCAAAUACUGAGCAGCAGCCACAGCAAGAGGAAGAACAGCAACAAGACGACUCUAAGAAGGAUGCUGCUGAUGAUGAAGAGUGUGAGACGGGUUUCGUGACAAAAAGCAAAUGGGAAAUGGACACAUCGGAGGAAAGUCUAGACAAGCUGGAUGGAUUAAGAAGCAGCAAUAAACGGAAGCGAGGCUGGCAUGACAGCAUUGCACAUCGACUGGAGGAUUACCUUCAGCUUCCUGAUGACUAUAACACUCGUUCUUCGGAACCUGGAAAGAAACGGGUGAGAUGGGCAGACUUGGAAGUGGAGAAGGAUGCUGAGCGAAAACGAGCCAUAGGAUUUGUGGUUGGACAAACAGAUUGGGAGAAAAUAACAGAUGAAAAGGGUGAAUUAGCCCAGAGAGCAUUGAACCGCACUAAAUAUUUCUAAGAAAAGUAAUUGGACUGUUUUUACAGUGAGGCUCCACAAUAACAGUGGAGAAGGCUGGCAAAAGAUCUUUUGUAGAGAUUGGACAGCCAAGAAAUUUCACAAGUCGUUUUGAGUUUUUCGUUUUAUUUUACUGUUACACUGUACGAGCACUAGACUAUUUAGGUGGUUGACUUAUUAGCAGCCUGUGAGAAUAUUUUUUAAAGGGUUAAUCGAUAGUGUUAUCUAAAACUAAGUUGAAACCACAUUAAUUGUAAUCGAGUGUGUCCUGAGCCUGCUAUCAUGGCUUUGCUUCAUCAGCUCGUGUUUUUUUUUAUAUACUGUAUUGCUGUAUUGUUCCUUUUUUUGUCAUGCCAACUGUAAUUUUAAGGAGCAAUAAAGUUAACUUGAAACCAUGGAACAGUUCAUGUGUCUGCACGCAA
Molecule: messenger RNA, 9198 nt
Organism: Chiloscyllium plagiosum (whitespotted bambooshark)
Lineage: Eukaryota; Metazoa; Chordata; Chondrichthyes; Orectolobiformes; Hemiscylliidae
Gene: ylpm1
Product: YLP motif containing 1
Biological process (GO): regulation of telomere maintenance
Cellular component (GO): nucleus
Source: RefSeq, a predicted model, not a curated record